This is a messenger RNA of Rattus norvegicus (Norway rat), 19100 nucleotides long. NCBI's taxonomy places the organism in Eukaryota, Metazoa, Chordata, Mammalia, Rodentia, Muridae. The record is from RefSeq and is a predicted model, not a curated record.
CCUGCUUCUUAAAGGCCUUACACUACUCAGGGGACUGAGCUUCUGAUCCACCCACCUUUAAGAGCAAAUGGAAAUUAGAUACAAACCACAGCAAGACAGAGCAGGAGACUGUAUCUCUUGCUCUGCUUUGCAAAGGCACCAACUUCAUUCAUGAGCAUGGAGCCCAUGUGACCUGUCAACUCCUCACAGGCCCUACCUCUUUUGGAGUUGAGCUUCAUCACAUGACUUUGAGGGAUAUGGGCCUUCAGUCCCCCCAACCCCCAAUCGCAGGUCAUGGAAUCUUUGAGACAGGGAGGUAUUCUUCCUUUCCACUUGUUUAUAUACUCCAUCAUCUUCCUAAACUAACCCAUACAUGUAGGUAUUAUGCUGAAUAUAAGCAUAAGCGUAUUUUAUUGCUAGACUGUCCCAGCCUGGGUCACCCUUUCUUCCACACAUUUUUGCAUGUGAAAUGUUAAUGUGAGAUACUUUUUCUCAUGUGUUCACUCACCCACUCAUGUGUCCCUUCAAUGAAUACCAGUUUAUAUGAUCACAAAUUUCCCUGCUUCCUUUCUCACCCCUCAAAGAUUCCUCCCUCUUGACUUCCAUUCUAACGAUUCUUCCUCAUUGUUCUUUACCCCCAGUAGGCCCCCCUCAUCUUUUACAGAGACCAUCCUUACAGUUUGAUGUUGGAGUCUGGUGGCUCACAAACCUUCCAGGAUGACUAUACAUUGGAGGUGAGGGCCCUGACUUAUCUUAAGGGUGGGGAUUUCCAGGACUCUGGGCACACUCUAGGGACCUUUGUCCUUUCUCAGGGAAAAAGAAAAGAGGAACAGGCCUCCUACUUCUCAUAUUUUUUUAGAGUGUUCUUUUUUGUAGCAACAAUGGAGGAAAGCGAUUGGUGGAUAGUGCAGAGUAGCUGAGAUGGGGAGAGGAUGAGCAGGGGCGGGGAUGAAAUGUGAGGGCCAGAGAUGGUCUCUGCAGUUAGGAGUCCCCAGUCAGGGCCUAGCUACUCUUCCUCUUAUGGGUCUAUAAGCCUGCUUUCCCAGGCUGGCCACUUCCCCAAUCGAAGCUCUGAUCUUGCUUGGUUCUUGCAUCUCACAGAUGCUGAGACUCAGGAGAAGAGUCCUGCCUAGUUCAGAGACCUCCUCUUUUUCUCUUCUCUCCUCCACUGACAGAGUCUGAACUGGUAUGCUACUGGUCCCUUUGCUGCUGGUGCUCCUGGUCUCAGGUGUCUGGGGGUCCACAGUUAUAUCUGAAGAGCUUCAUAGAAUGGUAGGACAGAGUCUCUCCGUGUGGUGCCAGUACAAGCCUGAGGAGGGACCUUACGUGCCGAAAACAUGGUGCCGGCAAACAUCUCCAAAUAGAUGUCAAAGAAUGAUCACUACCUCUGAGCCUCUGAAAGCAGUCAGGGAAUUACAGUACAUGAUCUGGGAUGAUCCUGAAUCUGGCUUCUUCAACAUCACCAUGACUCAGCUAACAGAAGAGGACUCGGCAUUCUACUGGUGUAGUUUAUUUAAUGCUUCUCAAAAUAUAGUAACCGUUCUCAGAAACAUCAGCCUGGUGGUAUCUCCAGCCUCAUCAACUCUUCCUUCACAGACGAUUGCUUGGCUCCCAGAAAGCACAGUUCUGACCACCUCUCCUGAGGAGAUCACUGACUCUUCCAUCAAUGGCUCUGAGCACAGAAACCAAAGUUCUUCCUCUCCUGGCUGGACCUCCCUGAGGCUUCUGGUCUCUCUGCAGUAUGGACUCCUUCUGCUCAAGGGCCUGAUGCUGUCAGUUUUCUGUGUGCUCCUUUGUUGGAGGCGUGGCCAGGUGAGCAGUCUGACUGUGGUAGGGCUGCUCGCUCUCUAGGGUAUGAUGGCCAUGUUUUCAGUUUCAAGUGAGUAUGUUUAUUAAGUAUACAGCAAGCCAAAGUAAAAGUACAAAUACCAAAUAGCAGAGAGAUAGCAAAACAUCAAAAACAAGGCACCUAAAACAUCCAGCAAAAAAAGAAGGAAGCCCCACUGAGGCACUAGUGGGAUUUUCCAAGAGACAGAGUCCCUAAGAGAGCACUGUUCCUUUGGGUGAGACUUCAACAGACAAACAAAGAAACAAACAGGACAGGUACAGAUACCAUCAGAUCAACCAGGGAAGUUGAGGCAGGCAGCUGGCACCCAGGCAAGCUUUGCCUUCAUGUGUUAGCUGCUCAUGGCUGAAAUUCCAGCUUCCCUGCCUCUAUACUUUCACACCAUGUGGUAAACAACAACAACUUCUGCUAGAGGCAUCAAUGUGGUGGUGGGAAGUAGAUUCCUGUGUUUGAAUGCUUGACCCAUAGGGAGGUAUGGCCUUGUUGGAGAAAGUGUGUCACUGUGAGCUGUAAGUGCCUGUGCUGACAUGGUACCGAGAGCCGGGCGUAGGCCUGCAAGGUUUAAGAAAAAAUGCAAAGACUUGGGUCAUUCAUGUUAAAAAAGAAUGCCAGGCACUCAAGUGGCAGGUCCCCUGUGGUCCAGACACCACCUGGAUCUGAAGGGACAUGGUCAACAGCUUCCUGCACCAAAAUCCUGUGGGAGGGAGAGCUAAACCUUCAGAGGGGCAGACAUGCCUGGGAAGCCAGAAGAGACUACACAUUUCUGACGCCAGAGGAAAACACCUAACACCAUCUGGGACCCCAGUGCACAGGGGCCCCGGGAAAAUGUGGGACAGGCCCUUCUGGUUGCUGCCCUCACGGAGACCUCAAAAGCAGCCCCCGGGAGCAACUUCAGCCCUGGGACCAGAGUUAAGACCAACUUUUUUUGCUCCAAGUGACCUGCCUGUGGACUCAGGACACAUGCCCACAGGAACACCUGAAGACCAGUAGACAGGGAAGACUACACACCUGAAAGCAGAACACUCUGUGCCCAUAACUGGCUGAAAGAAAACAGGAAAACAGGUCAACAGCACUCCUGACACACAGGCCUAUAGGAUGGUCUAGCCACUGUCAGAAAUAGCAGAACAAGGUAACACCAGAGGCAACCUGAUGGCAAGAGGCAAGCACAGGAACCCAAGCAACAGAAACUACAUGGCAUCAUCAGAGCUCAAUUCUCCCACCAAAGCAAACACUGAAUAUCCAAACACACCAGAAAAGCAAGAUCUAGAUUUGAAAUCACGUUUGAUCAUGAUGAUGGAGGACUUCAAGAAAGACAUAAAGAGCUCCCUUAGAGAAAUGCAGGAAAACACAAAUAAACAAGCAGAAGCCUAUAGAGAGGAAACGCAAAUAUCUCUGAAAGAAUUCCAGGAAAACACAAUUAAACAGGUGAAGGAAUUAAAAAUGGAAAUAGAAGCAAUAAAGAAAGCACAAAGGAUCGCUUCUCGGCCUUUUGGCUAAGAUCAAGUGUAGAAAGCACAAAGGGAGACAACCUUGGAUAUAGAUAACCAAAAGAAGAGACAAGGAGCCGUAGAUACAAGCAUCACAAACAGACUACAAGAGAUAGAAGAAAGAAUCUCAGGAGCAGAAGAUUUCAUAGAAAUCAUCAACACAACUGUCAAAGAUAAUGUAAAACAGAAAAAGCUACUGGUCCAAAACAUACAGGAAAUCCAGGACUCAAUGGGAAGAUCAAACCUAAGGAUAAUAGGUAUAGAAGACAGUGAAGAGCCCCAGCACAAAGAACCAGUAAAUAUCUUCAACAAAAUCAUAGAAGAAAACUUCCCUAACCUAAAGAAAGAGAUGCCCAUAAACAUACAAGAAGCCUACAGAACUCCAAAUAGAUUGUACCAGAAAAGAAACUCCUCCCAUCACAUAAUAGUCAAAACACCAAACGCACAAAAUAAAGAAAGAAUAUUAAAAGCAGUAAGGGAAAAAAGUCAAGUAACAUAUAAAGGCAGACCUAUCAGAAUUACACCAGAUUUCUCACCAGAGACUAUGAAAGCCAGAAGAUCCUGGACAGAUGUCAUACAGACCCUAAGAGAACACAAAUGCCAGCCCAGGUUACUGUAUCCAGCAAAACCCUUAAUUAACAUAGAUGAAGAAACCAAGAUAUUCCAUGACAAAACCAAAUUUACACAAUAUCUUUCUACAAAUCCAGCCCUACAAAGGAUAAUAAAUGGUAAAGCCCAACAUAAGGAGGCAAGCUACACCCUAGAAAAAGCAAGAAACUAAUUGUCUUGGCAACAAAACAAAGAGAAGCAAAGCCCAGAAACAUAACCUCAUAUCCAAAUACAAAUAUAACAGGAAGCAACAAUCACUAUUCCUUAAUAUCUCUCAACAUCAAUGGACUCAAUUCCCCAAUAAAAAGACAUAGAUUAACAAACUGGAUACGCAAUGAGGACCCUGCAUUCUGCUGCUUACAGGGAACGCACCUCAGAGACAAAGACAGACACUACCUCAGAGUGAAAGGCUGGAAAGCAACUUUCCAAGCAAAUGGUCUGAAGAAGCAAGCUGGAGUAGCCAUUCUAAUAUAGAAUAAAAUAGAUUUUCAACCAAAAGUCAUCAAAAAAGAUAAGGAAGGACACUUCAUAUUCAUCAAAGGAAAAAUCCACCAAGAUGAGCUAUCAAUCCUAAAUAUCUAUGCUCCAAAUACAGGGGCACGUACAUACAUAAAAGAAACCUUACUAAAGCUCAAAGCACACAUUGCACCUCACACAAUAAUAGUAGGAGAUUUCAACACCCCACUCUCAUCAAUGGACAGAUCAUGGAAACAGAAAUUAAACAGAGACAUAGACAGACUAAGAGAAGUCAUGAACCAAAUGUACUUAACAGAUAUUUAUAGAGCAUUCUAUCCUAAAACAAAAGGAUAUACCUUCUUCUCACAACCUCAUGGUACUUUUUCCAAAAUUGACCAUAUAAUAGGUCAUAAAACAGGCCUCAAUAGAUACAGAAAGAUAGAAAUAAUCCCAUGCCUCCUACCAGACACCACGGCUAAAGCUGGUCUUCAAUAACAAUAAGGGAAGAACGCCCACAUAUACAUGGAACAAUUCUCUACUCAGUGAUAACCUGGUCAAGGAAGAAAUAAGGAAGGAAAUUAAAGACUUCUUAGAAUUUAAUGAAAAUGAAGGUACAACAUACCCAAACUUAUGGGACACAAUGAAAGGUGUGCUAAGAGGAAAACCCAUAGCUCUGAGUGGCUGCAGAAAGAAACAGGAGAGAGCAUAUGUCAGCAGCUUGACAGCACACCUAAAAGCUCUAGAACAAAAAGAAGCAAAUACACCCAGGAGGAGUAGAAUGCAGGAAAUAAUCAAACUCAGAGCUGAAAUCAACCAAGUAGAAACAAAAAGGACUAUACAAAGAAUCAACAGAACCAAAAGCUGGUUCUUUGAGAAAAUCAACAAAAUAGAUAAACCCUUUGUCAGACUAACGAGAGGACACAGAGAGUGUAUCCAAAGUAACAAAAUCAGAAAUGAAAACGGAGACAUAGCUAUAGAAUCAGAGGAAAUUAAAAAAAUUAUCAGAUCCUACUACAAAAGCCUAUAUUCAACAAAACUUGAAAAUCUGCAGGAAAUGGACAAUUUCCUAGACAGAUACCAGGUACCAAAGUUAAAUCAGGAACAGAUAAAUCAUUUAAAAAACCCCAUAACUUCUAAUGAAAUAGAAGCAGUCAUUAAAGGUCUCCCAACCAAAAAGAGCCUAGGUCCAGAUGGGUUCAGUGCAGAAUUCUAUCAGACCUUCAUAGAAGACCUCAUACCAAUACUAUCCAAACUAUUCGACAAAAUUGAAACAGAUGGAGCUCUACCAAAUUCCUUCUAUGAAGCCACAAUUACUCUUAUACCUAAAUCACACAAAGACCCAACAAAGAAAGAGAACUUCAGGCCAAUUUCCGUUAUGAAUAUCAACGCAAAAAUACUCAAUGAAAUUCUUGCAAACUGAAUCCAAGAGCACAUCAAAACAAUCAUCCAUCAUGAUCAAGUAGGCUUCAUCCCAGGCAUGCAGGGAUGGUUUAAUAUACAGAAAACGUCAAUGUAAUCCACUAUAUAAACAAAUUGAAAGAUAAAAACCACUUGAUCAUUUCAUUAGAUGCUGAGAAAGCAUUUGACAAAAUUCAACACCCCUUCAUGAUAAAAGUCCUGGAAAAAAUAGGAAUUCAAGGCCCAUACCUAAACACAGUAAAAGCUAUAUACAGCAAACCAGUAGCUAAUACUAAAAUAAAUGGAGAGAAACUUGAAGCAAUCCCACUAAAAUCAGGGAGUAGACAAGGCUGCCCACUCUCUCCCUACUUAUUCAGUAUAGUUCCUCAAGUGAUACCCAGAGCAAUAAGACAACAAAAAGAGAUCAAAGGGAUACAGAUUGGAAAAGAAGAAGUGAAAAUAUCACUAUUUGCAGAUGAUAUGAUAGUAUAUUUAAGUGAUCCCAAAAGUUCCACCAAAGAACUACUAAACCUGAUAAACACAAUUCAGCAAAGUGGCUGGGUAUAAAAUUAAUUCAAAUAAAUCAGUAGCCUUCCUCUACACAAAGGAGAAACAAGCCAAGAAAGAAAUUAGGGAAAUGACACCCUUUAUAAUAGUCCCAAAUUAUAUAAAAUACCUCGGUGUGACUUUAACCAAGCAAGUAAAAAUCUGUACAAUAAGAACUUCAAGCCUCUGAAGAAAGAAAUUGAAGAAGACCUCAGAAGAUGGAAAGAUCUCCCAUGCUCAUGGAUUGGCAGGAUUAAUAUAGUAAAAAUGGCCAUUUUACCAAAAGCGAUCUACAGAUUCAAUGCAAUCCCCAUCAAAAUACCAAUCCAAUUCUUCAGAGAGUUAGACAGAACAAUUUGCAAAUUCAUCUGGAAUAACAAAAAACCCAGGAUAGCUAAAACUAUCCUCAACAAUAAAAGGACUUCAGGGGGAAUCACUAUCCCUGAACUCAAGAAGUAUUACAGAGCAAUAGUGAUUAAAAACUGCAUGAUAUUGGUACAGAGACAGACAGAUAGACCAGUGGAAUAGAAUUGAAGACCCAGAAAUGAACCCACACACCUGUGGUCAUUUGAUUUUUGACAAAGGAGCCAAAACCAUCCAAUGGAAAAAAGAUAGCAUUUUCAGCAAAUGGUGCUGGUUCAACUGGAGGUCAGCAUGUAGAAGAAUGCAGAUCGAUCCAUGCUUAUCACCCUGUACAAAGCUUAAGUCCAAGUGCAUCAAGGACCUCUGCAUCAAACCAGAUACACUCAAACUAACAGAAGAAAAAGUGGGGAAGCAUCUCGAACACAUGGGCAAUGGAGAAAAUUUCCUGAACAAAACACCAAUGGCUCAUGCUCUAAGAUCAAGAAUCGACAAAUGGGAUCUCAUAAAAGUGCAGAGCUUCUGUAAGGCAAAGGACACUGUUGUUAGGACAAAACGGCAACCAACAGAUUGGGAAAAGAUCUUUACCAAUCCUACAACUGAUAGAGGGCUUAUAUCCAAAAUAUACAAAGAACUUAAGAAGUUAGACUGCAGGGAGACAAAUAACCCUAUUAAAAAAUGGAGUUCAGAGCUAAACAAAGAAUUCACAGCUGAGGAAUGCUGAAUGGCUGAGAAACACCUAAAGAAAUGUUCAACAUCUUUAGUCAUAAAUGAAAUGCAAAUCAAAACAACCCUGAGAUUUCACCUCACACCAGUGAGAAUGGCUAAGAUCAAAAACUCAGGUGACAGCAGAUGCUGGCGAGGAUGUGGAGAAAGAGGAACACUCCUCCAUUGUUGGUGGGAUUGCAGACUGGUACAACUAUUCUGGAAAUCAGUCUGGAGGUUCCUCAAAAAUUGGACAUUGAACUACCUGAGGACCCAGCUAUACCCCUCUUGGGCAUAUACCCAAAAGAUCCCCCAACAUAUAACAAAGACACAUGCUCCACUAUGUUCAUAGUAGCCUUAUUUAUAAUAGCAAGAAGCUGGAAAGAACCCAGAUGACCUUCAACAGAGGAAUGGAUACAGAAAAUGUGGCACAUCUACACAAUGGAAUAUUACUCAGCUAUCAAAAACAAUGACUUUAUGAAAUUCAUAGACAAAUGGAUAGAACUGGAAAAAUAUCAUCCUGAGUGAGGUAACCCAAUCACAGAAAAACACACAUGGUAUGCACUCAUUGAUAAGUGGUUAUUAGCCCAAAUGCUUGAAUUACCCUAGAUGAAUAGAACACGUUAAAGUCAAGAAAGAUGACCAAAAUGAGAAUGCUUCACUCUUUCUUUAAAACAGGAACAAGAAUACCCUUGGGAGGGAAUAGGGAGGCAAAGUUUAGAACAGAGGCAGAAGGAACAUCCAUUCAGAGCCUGCCCCACAUGUGGCCCAUACAUAUACAGCCACCAAACUAGAUAAGAUGGAUGAAGCAAAGAAGUGCAGGCCGACAGGAACCGGAUGUAGAUCUCUCCUGUGAGACACAGCCAGAAUACAGCAAAUACAUAGGCAAAUGCCAGCAGCAAACCACUGAACUGAGAACGGGACCCCAUGUUGAAGGAAUUAGAGAAAGGACCAAAAGAGCUUGAAGGGGCUUGAGACCCCAUAUGAACAACAAUGCCAACCAACCAGAGCUUCCAGGGACUAAGCCACUACCCAAAGACUAUACAUGGACUGACCCUGGACUCCGACCUCAUAGGUAGCAAUGAAUAGCCUAGUAAGAGUAUCAGAGGAAGGGGAAGCCCUUGGUCUUGCCAAGACUGACCCCCCCAGUGAACGUGAUUAUUGGGGGGGGAGGGCAAUAAGGGGGGGAGGAUGGGGAGGGGAACACCCAUCGAGAAGGGGAGGGGAAGGGGUUAGGGGGAUGUUGUCCCAGAAACCCGGAAUAACAAUCGAAAUGUAAAUAAGAAAUACCCCAGUUAAUAAAGAUGAAAAAAAAAAAACAAAAACCAAUGCCAAAUCUUUUACUUAGAUCCACCAAAUAUACACCCCAAGUUCACUGGUGGAGAUAUCCAGGAAGCACAGUGGAAAAACCGGCUUGAGCUCUCAGGAACAAAGAAAGAGGAAAAAAAAUCAGGAACUGAUUUAACAGUGUUAUCACCCAGGUGUACCACCCAGGUAUGCCACUCAGGGCAACCAGGAAGAUCAGGGCAUUCCUUUGUUAGGAACAAAAGGCUUCCACAUACAUCAGCAAGGCUCAGCAGGGGUCAAACACUGAAGGGACCCAGGAGGGUUUGACAAGUCCCCCUUUUUAUUCUUUAUUAAGUAGUGCCUGUCAGGGGUUGGGGAUUUAGCUCAGUGGUAGAGCACUUGCCUAGCAAGCUGGGUUCGGUCCCCAGCUCUGAAAAAAAGAAAAAAGAAAAAAAAAAGUAGUGCUUGUCUUAGGACACUUUGGGGUGCCAACCCCUUGCCCAUCUCUGGGAAUAUCUGCCAGUCUCAGAGACCCUGUCUUAGGUGGGUAUUGGUCCCAAAUAGUUGCCCAUCUUUGGCUAACUACUUCUUGUGAAGGCUGAACUAGAUUUGGGCAGAGGGAUUGUCUCCUGACAAGGAGAGUACCACCUGCUUAGUCGCUGUUUGCACAUGUGAUAAGAAGUACAAGGCCAACAACUGCGGCACCUGAGGGCCAUUGUAAGGCUUCACACAAACAUGUGUGAAAAUAAGAGAUCAAGCUGUUCCUGUAAAAGCACUGACUGUUGAUUUAAAUUUAAAAAUCCCAAUUGUCAGCAACUACUCCUGAAUGUUUAUCCACUGUGCUUGCCUAACGAUAGAUUGGGGGAGGGCAAUCCCAGACACUGUAGCCACAGUGACUGCAGCAGCAAUGGCUGCUACAAUAGCAGCGAAGAUGCCAAAGUCUUUCCCAUAACGGUUUAGGAUCAACCGACCUUCUCCCGAACUACCUGCAGGCAAUGGAACCAUGCAUGAGAUCCGCACAACCAGGGAAGAGUUCCCUGGUCCUCAGCAGCUUCAUGCAGAUGACAUUCCUGUGAAGCCACAGACUGCAAAAUGGCAACACCAGCCACAGCAGCGACAGCUGCUGGGGAAACUGGGAGGGGCAGGGAUAACUGCUGGAGUCUGGCCUUCUCCUCCAGCACGCAGCGGUGCAUGGAGGGGUCAGAGCGCAAGCCACGGUGGGACGGGAUAUGCAGUGGUGGUAACGAUGGCUGUAGCAAUGCCAAAAUCUCCUCCAUGACAACACAAGGUGAGGGGAAACUCUCCGUCUUCAUCCAAGGACACAGGAACAACUCCAGGGACCCGAACCACAAGAGCUGAAUCUUCAUGUUCCCAGCAAGUCAACAAACAGGACAGCUGCUUUUCCUGUUGCCCUAUUGGUGGCGAUCACCACUGGUCAAACUCUGCUCCUUAUUCCCACUGGCAUCAGGAUCGGAGGAUUUUUCAGGAAGCUCCAAUAGGUCUCCAUCCAUACCGGACGUAUACAACACUCAGGAACCCAAAUGGGUGCUUCAGCAUCUCUAGGAAAAACACGAGCAGAACUCCUAACCCUAACUAAUACAGGGUCAUGUCCCUUCCACAAUCCUGAGGUCAAAUCUUUCCAACGGACCAGACCUUCCUUAUGUCUUAUUCCUUUCCAAUGUCUAUCUGCUGCUGAACAGUUAUUCUUAUCUACUAACCAAAAAUUUUAAAUAUAGAUAAUAAAGGAAAGUUAAGCAGGUGGGGAAUUCUGGUCCCCUGUUUUUGUUUUUUCAAGAUAAUUCUUAAGCGUUAGAUGAGCUCUUUCUACUAUGGCUUGUCCUUGAGGAUUAUAAGGAAUGCCAGUUGUAUAUACAAUGUCAUAAUCCUCACGAAAUUUCUUAAAAGGCCCGCUAGUAUAUGCAGGACCAUUAUCAGUUUUUAAUUGUUGUGGGACUCCCAUAAAGGCAAAGGCCUGUAAGCAGUGACUUUUAACAUCUUUAAUUUUCUCUCCACAGUGGGCAGAGGCAAAGAGCAGGCCAGAAUAGGUAUCAAUAGACACAUGGAACCAUAACUUCCCAGAGGAAGGAAUAUGGGUAACAUCCAUUUGCCAAAUAUCAUUAGACUGUUACCCUCUUGGGUUAACUCUCAAAUUGGGAGAGAAAAAAAAUGGGGCACACUGAGGACAUUGACUGAUGAUUUGGGCUGCUUGUUUUUUAGUUCCUCCAUUGUGAAACCUCAAAGAAUUAGCAUUAAGAUGACAUUUUCUAUGCAUCUGUAAAGCUUUAUCAUAGGUAGUAUUACUCAUUAACAUCUAAUAACAUGGAGACCGAGUAUAAGAAUUGGCCAACUCAUUGCCUUGUGCUAAGACAUAUUUUUAUGUGGCCCACAUAAAUAGGUUCCCGACGCUGCCAUAGCAAAGCCUGUACUUGUAAUAAGCAGGCACAAAUGGUUGAAACAGGAGCAAUGAAGGCAGCGGUCUCAAGGGGUGAAACAAUCUGAAACACAUACACACUAUCAGUGUAUAUGUUACAAGGUUCAUCAGGAAACAUAACCAAAGUUAGUUGUAAAGCUUUCAAUUCUGCUAGCUGUCCAGAACAAUUAAGAAUUUUUAUAACCUCUUCCUUCCCUCCAGACACUACCUCAGCACAUCCAUUGGGGGAACCAUCAGUAAAUACUAAACGAGCUUUUUGUAAAGGGGAACUUACAAUAAUCCAUGGAAAAAUUGCCAGAUGCAUUUUUAGAAACUGACAAAUCUUACUAUCAGGAUAAUGGUUAUCAAAUUGACUAACAACUGUGCACAUUAAAAUAGCCCAGUCUGUAAGUCCCUGGGCUAAAUGUUGUAGCUGUUCUUUGGUAUAGGGAGUAAUAAUAAGAUCUGGUUCUUUGCCAAAGUCUGUAAGCUAAUUCUUUGAGCCUUGAACAGUAAUUGAGCAAUGACCUGAGGAUAAGCCAUUACUAUCUUUGCAGGUGAGCUUGUAAAUAAACUCACAUUAAAGCAAAAAAGCCCAGUAGAUGAAUGAGCAGAUACAAAAAUCAAAAAUGAAAGAGGCUUAGAAUAAUCAAUAUAAUUAAGGUGAGCCUCUUCCAAAGCCUGUUGUACUAAAUUUAAGCACUCAUCAGCUUCUGGAGUUAAUUGUCUAGGUGAAUUUGGAGAGGAAUCAAAUAAUGGCUUCAACUGUCCCAUGGUUAAUUUUAACGUCAGUCAAAGCCAAUUUAUAUAACCUAAUAAUUUUUGAAAGUCAUUUAAGGUCUUUAGUAUACCUAACCUAAUUUUAAGUUUUUGUGGGUGAAUUCCUUUCUGUAAUAAUUCAUGUCCUAAAUAUUGGUAUGGGAAGUUCCUUUGAACCUUCUCAGGGGCAAUCACUAACCCUGCAGCACCCAAAUCUUCUUGUAAGUCAGCAUAUGCUAUCAGCAAUGCCUUUUCAUCUGGAGCCGCCAAUAAAAUGUCAUCCAUGAAAUGGACAAUAUAUAUCUGUGGAUAUUUCUGCCUCAAAGGCUUUAGGGCAAAGGCUACAUAUACCUGACACAUAGUAGGACUAUUGGCCAUCUCCUGAGGUCACACGACCCAAUGAUAGUGAUGAGAAGACUCCUGAAAACUGGUGGAAGGAAUGUUAAAAGCAAAUUCACAGUUUUAGGGUCUAGUGAAAUAGUAAAGAAAAAAUCCUUCAAGUCAAUAACUAUCAUAUGCCAUUUUUUUUGUAUAGCUACAGGAGAAGGGAAACCAGGCUAAGUAGGUCCCAUAGGUAUCAUAAUUUUAUUAAUUUCCCUUAAAUCUUGUAAUAAUCUCCACUUUCCAGACUUUCUUAAUCACAAAAAUGGGUGUAUUCCAAGGGGAAUUGGAAGGAUCAAUAUGACCAGCUUGUAAUUGUUCCUGUGCUAAUUGAUGAGCUGCCUCCAAUUUCUCCUUGGACAGGGGCCACUGUGGAGUCCACACCUGAUCAUUUGGCUUCCAGGUGAUGGGCAAAGGUUUAACGUAAGGAGGCUUAUUAACAGUGACCCUUAGGAUAAAUUUCCCAAGCCUGUUUUAUUAUGAGGAUGUUUAAUUAUUUUUGGCUCUUCACUUACACUAGAAGGUCUUGUAAAUUUUUGCCCAGUCCUCUCCCUGGGAUGAAACCUUGUUUCCUCAUCAUGUUUCGUACAGGCUGAUUGUCAGCACAGCCCCCAUAUCGUUGACUACAUCUCAUCCCCACAAGUUGGUAGGUAUUUGCUCUAAAACAAAAGACUGAAACCAUCCCUCAUGUCCUUUCUCAUCUCCCUAUUUAAGAAUCUUGCUGCUUUUUUGAGGAACUGUAGCUGUCCCCACUCCUUGUAAGGUGGAGUAAGAUAUCUCUAAGGGCCAGGACUUUGGCCAGAAGGCUUUAGCUAUGACAAUGGUAUCAGCUCUGGUAUCUAGGAGCCCAUGUAGGGGUUUUCCUUCAACCCAUAGGAUGAGUGUGGGGCGUUUCUCUAAAGAGGAAACCUAAAAUGCUCCGGACCCAGUGGACCCGAAACCUUGAUUUCCACGGGGAGAUUUAAACACAGGAUUGUUGGUAUAAAACCAGGGCCAAAGAACCAAUUGAGCUAUCCUAUCCCCUUGAGGAAUAACUACAACAUCCUUUUCUACAGAAACCAUAAUUUUAAUUUCUCCAGUAAAAUCAGAGUCAAUCACUCCAGGAAAAAUUCUUAUCCGUUUCAUCAAGGCACUGCUGUGGCCUACUAAAAGACCUAUACACCCAGAGGGCAGGGGCCCAUGUACCCCAGUGCCAUGUGCCUGGGGGCCCAUUUGAGGUGUUAAGACUGCCCUGGUGGAGGAGCAGAGGUCCAGUACUGCACUUCCUGGGGAUACCUCUGACAAGGUCUUUGAUAUGAAGGGGUUGGUUUGAGGGACAAACUGAAUUGGGGUAGAUUCUAUCAUAGAAGUUUUCAUAGCUCCAUACACUCUGGUUUGGGGGGCCCAGAGCGGGUCCUGUUUCCCGUUUCCCAGAAGGUGUAAAGGCUGUCCCUCAACAUUUUGCUUAGAUCUGCACUCAUUUCCCCAAUGAUAACUUUUACGGCACCGAGGGCAUAAUCAAGGCCUCCUAUCUUUUUGUUCUGAGGGCACUCUCUUUUAAAAUGUCCAGGUUGUCCACACCCAAAACAUGUCUUGGUCUCUCCAUUUCCCCUCUUCAUGGCUGCAGCUAAGACUUGUCCCACCACAUAAUUCCCAUCUAUUUCUUUGCACAAUUUAAUAGUCAUUUAAACUUUUAUUCUUAUGAGGUCUCAUAGCUUCCUUGCACCAUUUAUUAGAAUUCUCAUAUGCCAGUUGUUUUACUAUGGGCAUAUCGGUGUCAACAUCUCCAAGCAACUUCCCAGCCAACUGUAAUAAUCUUGCCACAAAUUCCUGAAAAGGCUCCGAGGGUCCUUGUGUCAUCUUGGAUAAUUGUUCUCUGGCUGCCUUAUUGGGCAAUGCCUUUCAAGCUUUAACUGCCGCUGAGGAGAUUUGAGCAUAAACGGCAGGAUCAUAUUGAAUCUGGGCUGGAAGGGCCACAUAUUGUCCUGCUCCUGUCAGCAUUUCUAGAUUUCUUUGGGGGGAAUCCUGCUUGUGCAUUAAGUCGAGCUAGUUGCCCACAUUGCUCUUGAUAUUCUCCCCUCCAAAAUAGAUAAUCUUCCCCCACUCAAUACUGCCCUACAUAAUUGUUGCCAAUCUCCAGGAGUCAGAUUGGACAUAACAUAGGACUCAAAAACGGCAGAGGUAAAGGGAGCAAGGGGACCAUAAGCAGAGACUGCUUCUUUCAGGUUUUUCAACUCCUUAAAACUCAGAGGAACAAGCUGUCUGAUAGAUUGACCUGCAUUUCUGGGGUCUGGGACCUCAACAACAGGAUCCACCACUCCCUGUCCAGUGGGAGGCUCAGGGAAAAUUACCCCUCUUCUUGUAGCCUUGUAUUUUUACCACCAUUCCAAGGAAGGAUAGGGUUCAUAGGUGGGAGGAGCAGUAUCUCCCUCUUCUUUAAAGAAGGGAUUUUUCACUUGGAGGACAAAAUUCUGAUUUUUUAGCAACCCUGUACUUAUUAAUCUUCCUCUUAGGCACUUUUAUUUCUUCUUCUGAUGUCUCUUCAUCCUCCUCUGAGCAUGAAUCCUGAUCUGAAUCAGAGGUUUGUAAAGACUUACGAGAAGCAUCAUCCUGUGCUGCUCUGAAUGUUCUUUCUAUCUCUGACAUCCUCCUUUUAUACUAGUGUUAGUACUCAAGAGAGCAUCCUUGACCAGUCUUCAUAGAGAGAGCUUGAUGACAGGAAUGCUCUGGGCGCCAUCUCUCCUCAGUGCUCUUUGCAAAUCUCUCUUAACCUGUUCCCAAUCAGGAAUAUUAAGUCCUCCUGAAUGAAUAAGCCAGGGACUAGUCUUUUCUAAAGUUUUGAUAAAUUUCUUUAGCUGUUUUUACCUUUGUCCCCAUUCCCUGCUGUUCGAGUAAAGCGACUAUCUGAUCUGUUAAUUAUUAGUAGAACUCGAGGUUCCCGUGGUGCGAUUUUUUUUUUUUUUUUUUUUUUUUUGGCUGUGCACUCACCCAAUACGUCCCUCCUUCUACGCCAGCCAGCUUCCUGGGACAACCUCAUCAGGAAUUCCUCACUUUCCCGAUCUUGGUGGGACCUCCACUUGUUGGCACAUAGUCUCCUUCUGCUGCCUGGGGAUCAAGGUGUAGAACCCUCAGCUCCUUCUUCUCUCGCACCCUGCCUGCCUGCAUGCCUGCAUGGUUCCCUGCAAAGACAAUAAUUGACUAAACCUCUGAAACUGUAAGCUAGCCCCAAUGAAAUGGUUUCCUUUACAUAUGAGUCUCUUCACAGCAAAAAAAAACCAAAAAAACAAAAAAACAAAAAACAAAAAACAAAAAACAAAAAACAAAAACAAAAACAAAAAACCCAAAAACCAAAAACCAACAACAACAACCCUAACUGAGACCAUAACCUUCAGGCUGUUCACAGAAACAUGGCGUUUUCAGUUCUGGCCCAUUUUGCUGUUCUCUUCCUCCCUGUUUAAGGUUAGACUACCCAUUCCCAGACCAGAGGCUUGGAGGACCCUUUGAAACAAACUUGCUUCUUCUACCUGGAGCAUGAUGGAGUCUUACUUCCAGAGGCAACUCCACAGUGAGCUGAAACAGCACGUGUCUAUAUACUAGUGUAAUGUACACCAUAGGGGUAGUAGAAGUGGGGUCACAACUCUUCUGGGGUAUAUACCUAAGAAGAUGGAUGGGCAAGACCUUAGCAGCGAUAAAUAGAAGUGUUAUUCCUUGGGCUCUGCUUAUUCCUCAGAAAGUAUCCUCUGAGGAGGAGAGAGGCCUGGGCCCUUGUUGGUAAUCUCUAUUCCAGGUUUUAAAAAAAAUAAGCAGAAGGUGCCUGAGGAAGGCCUCCAGGGGCAGGAAAAAGGAGGAUCAUACCAGAGAGCAGUCCUGGGGCAAGAGAAGAUGAUACAAGAGAGGCUACUCUUAGUAUGUUUCUCCUUCUUCCUCAGGGACAUGAGUAUAUAUGGCAGAGAUAGCAAUGAUGGACCUUUCAAAAUUACCUCACAUCCCAAAGUCCUUGGGCACGUUGAGCCAUAUCUCGGGGUGUGAGAAGAAAGCUAACCAGUUCUAAGGCUACCCAGCGAGCAGAGCAGUCCCAACUCCAGCUCUACUGAGGCCAUCAGGCAAGCCCACGGGAGACAACAGCCAGACCCACACCUCAAAUUUUCAAGGCUAACGGUCACUCUGAUAUUGAGCACCCUCAGUGCUGCACCCCUCACAGCCCAGACCUCCCCAAAGAUGACCAACCACGGGAAGUUAAUCUGCAACACCCAGCUCAAGUACCUUUCCAGAACCCCACCCCCGGGCCGUUCUCAUUUUCUCUCCUGCCUCCGUUGGCAUCACAUACCUCACAGGCUCUGUUUCUCUGCUGAAGUUCACAUUCUUGGUUUGCAUCAGAGCAGAACCAGGUGACGCCGUUUCCCCUGGGCUUCCUCUCCUCUAGCUCUAGAUUUCCUAAAAUAAGGGGAAAAUGACUUAAAUGUUAACAUGGGAACUAAGAAAGGCUGUGCGUUGCGAACCACAAACUGUCAAGAAGUUAAAGGGAAAAAAGUUUUAAACCGUACCCCUCAUGCAGCCACACAUCAGAGCUGACCGCCAGGGGUCAGUAUUGUGCUGGUUUAUCCAGGGACUCAAUUUCAUCCCCAUAGAGAAAGUCUGCUCAUACAAACAGGGUUGUUGGCUGGUGCGGGGAGUGGGGAGUGGGUGGACGGAGAAAAUCCUUUAGGGAAAAAAAAAAAGAAUGUCACAUCUGUAAAACAAGAAGAGUCUAGAGUGAUGUUCAGCCCAUGUGACGUUCGGUAGAGCCUGGAUACUGGCAUUUAGUGUGGAUAUGGACAUACACUAUUGACAAGCUGAAUGCAACCGUAGCCUUGUAACCAUUAAAAAGGCCACUAUGAAGGAUGCACAUUUUAGUCUCCAUUUUUUUAUGUUAUGUGUGGGAGAAUAAAAUAUAGAUGUUUCUUUAUAGCCAUUUCAUCUCAUAGCACAUGAUUGUUAUCUGUCUGUGCACACACGUUUGCUCCGUUUCUCCUUUGAAGUGGAGAUUUCUGGUUUCUUUGUAAACUCACUUGAGUCACAUGAUGUUUUCCCAGAAGCUGUCUCCGGAGAGGAUGUUUUGUUGAAGCAGACACACAAGAAGGCAUCUGAUGUUUUGCUGGAGUGGAUGCUCGAAGGGGUGUGUGGUGUUUGAGAAGAGUAUGAAUGGAAUACCAUAAACAGAGGUCACUCUUGCCUUGCAACACUUCACUGGGCUUCAGUGGGCUGGGCUGGGCUUCCCUGGGCUUCCCUGGGCUGCACUUUGUAGCUAGAAAUGCACCAAAGAACAUGUGAUAUUCUGGUUGAUUCCUGCCAAUUCGGCAGAACCUUGUGGUUUCUGCUGGAUUGAGCUGCUGCUACUGGUUCAUGUUUGGUGUUUGCUAUUGGAUUGGUGUGGCUGCUUGUAUUACGUUAAUUUGUUUCCCCAAAAUUGUUUGCAUGAGAAUCUGCAUGUCUGAAGAUAACACUGAGGGACUCUGCCUCCAGUUGGUUCUGAUUGGUAAAGCUGCUGGAGCCAACAGCUAGGCAGGGCAGACAGAGGCAGGACCUUAAGGAGGGACCAAGGGAGAGAGAAAGAUCUGACAUACUGACAUACUGGGAUCCCUCACAGUCCUUAGGGAAUAGUAAAAGAACACAUUAAACCCUAAAAGCCCAACUUCUAAAACAAAAGAGAACCUUCUACCUCUCCAAUGUACAAUUAAUGAUAGCUCUAACUACAUUUAACAUAUUUAACAUCUACAAAAUCUCCAAACAUCCUGUCUCCCUCCAUUGACACACAAAAGUCACCCCCACCCCCUUCAUCCUAGUAUGAUGGCGAGAUCCUUUGGAUAGAAUCUGGAAGGGACCAGACCUUCUCCUUACAACCAGGAGGGGUUUCAUUUGUGUUUUCCCACAGGACCAACCAAAGCCUAUCUGAGUUCCCUCUAGAAAUGACCGACACCACCUCACCAACCAAGAAGAUGGCCCACCUUCCACAAGAUCUGGAAAGACAUCUAUGACCUGGUGACUGCCACCCAGGCCAUGUGCCCUCCACAGGCUUCCCUCUCCUCUAUUCUUAUAGCUGCUUUUGUCCUUCCUGAUACUAACUCUGCUAUGGCCCAGCCUCUCCCUAGCCCUUCAUCACCAGCCCACAGGCCAUUCCCAACUCCCCGAGGUUCCCAGCAGUGUCUGGGUGUUCCAGAAUUUGGUAAUCUUCAUCUCAGCUCCAGCCUGCACCAUUUCUCACUCCGACUGGGGCCCCCAUUUUUAGGCUGCAUUCUGCCACCCUGAGCAGUGUGUUGGCAUGUCCCAUGAGCCCAACACCCUGAUGGUGGCAAGAAUGGAGUGUAGCCUAGUCCCCUUGCAUUUUGUCUGCUGGAGCAGCAUUCAGACACUCCAGGGGAGAGGCAGAACUCGGACCCAUAGAGUCUUUAACCUGGAGAUCAUUUAUUCAACUACACUGACUGACCAGCAAGCUCCUGGAAUCCACCUGUCUGUGCCCACCUUGUAUUGGGAGGAUAGGUGUAUGCUUCUGCACCAGGCUCUGUACUGGGGUCCUAAACUCAGGUCCUCAAGCUUGUGAGGCAAGCACUUUACCCACUGACACAUCUCUUUCCAGCUCUUCUAUAGCCUUUACAUAUUUGAUCUUGCUAUCUUGGUCUCAAAAUUCUCUUAGCAUUUUUCAGAUUUUAAAACUUUUAUCAACAUCCUAAUACCUAAAAGUUACCUUUGUUUGGGUUUUGGGUUUUGCGGCAUAUUAUCACAUUAUCCAUGUCCUGUCAGUAGACCUAUUGAAAAGUCCAGCAUUGAUAUGAUUUUUCCCUCUGUUGAUUUAUUUUAUCUCUUUGAGACAUUUUUAAAAUUUUUCUUUGAAAAUGAUAUUAAAAUGUCUUAAUGUGAAGUA